Cheilinus undulatus (humphead wrasse) is the source of this 388-nucleotide messenger RNA. Its product is annotated as histone H4. Gene Ontology annotation, biological process: nucleosome assembly. NCBI's taxonomy places the organism in Eukaryota, Metazoa, Chordata, Actinopteri, Labriformes, Labridae. The transcript has a single exon. Gene Ontology annotation, molecular function: protein heterodimerization activity; DNA binding; structural constituent of chromatin. The record is from RefSeq and is a predicted model, not a curated record. Bases 10 to 321 code for a protein of 103 amino acids. Gene Ontology annotation, cellular component: nucleosome.
AUAUCGAAAAUGUCCGGAAGAGGAAAGGGAGGAAAAGGACUCGGUAAAGGAGGCGCCAAGCGUCACCGUAAAGUUCUCCGUGAUAACAUCCAGGGAAUCACCAAGCCCGCUAUCCGCCGUCUGGCUCGCCGCGGUGGAGUCAAGCGGAUCUCCGGUCUCAUCUACGAGGAGACCCGCGGUGUGUUGAAGGUCUUCCUGGAGAACGUCAUCCGUGAUGCCGUCACCUACACCGAGCACGCCAAGAGGAAGACUGUCACCGCCAUGGAUGUGGUCUACGCUCUCAAGAGACAGGGACGCACUCUCUACGGAUUCGGAGGUUAAACUCACAUCCUCACAACUAAACAACCCAACGGCUCUUCUAAGAGCCACACACUUCUACUGAAGGGCA